Messenger RNA from Notolabrus celidotus (New Zealand spotty), 2697 nucleotides. It is a transcript of the gene naf1, whose product is annotated as nuclear assembly factor 1 homolog (S. cerevisiae). The record is from RefSeq and is a predicted model, not a curated record. The coding region runs from base 122 to 1384 and encodes 420 amino acids. Lineage: Eukaryota; Metazoa; Chordata; Actinopteri; Labriformes; Labridae. Gene Ontology annotation, biological process: ribosome biogenesis; box H/ACA snoRNP assembly; pseudouridine synthesis. The transcript is spliced from 9 exons. Gene Ontology annotation, molecular function: RNA binding. Gene Ontology annotation, cellular component: sno(s)RNA-containing ribonucleoprotein complex.
GUCGAGUUCGCUUUUAUUUCUGAACGGUGUUAGCGGAAGUUCGUUUGUUUCGGUUAGCUUACAACAGUCCGGAGUGUGGUCAGUUUCUUCGCAGCGUGGAUCGUGUAGCUGAAGAAAACAGAUGGAUGAAAAACUCUCAGAGGAGAAUGGAGAGGCAUUAGGAGUGCAAAAGGAGGAUGAAGAGGAGAUGGAAGUUACAGUGACAACACCUUUGGAAAAUCUCAGCGUUAACCCCGAAGAUGCCGAUAAGUCAUCAGAUACACAAACGGUUCCAGUGAGGACAGAAGAUGUAAAUGCGGACUCAACAGCAGCUAAGCUUCCUGUUGACAGUGAGUUUAAGUCUGAAGACUGUGAUGAUGAAGAUUCGGAUGACUCGGACAGUGACAGCUCGUCAUCUUCCUCCUCCUCUUCUUCAUCUUCUUCAUCAUCAUCCUCAUCUAAUUUUGCUCGGGUGUUUGGGGAGGAAGACGAUGAUGAAGGUUUCAGCCAACCAGCCCCCGUCAAGACCAGAGAUGAAGUCUUGCUCGAGGAGCUACCUGCAGUGGAGGAGGUGUCUGUGUCAUUACCAGAAGAAGCAGAACUGCUGCCUGUAGGAACCAUCUCCAGCAUUAUCCAGCAACUCGUUGUCGUCCAGUCUCUGAAGGACACGCCCCCUCUGAAUGAUGACAGCAUCAUCUUUAGAUCUGAUAGGGUGGCAGUGGGUAAGGUGUUUGAGGUGUUCGGUCCGGUGUCCAGUCCGCUCUACAUUCUGCGCUUUAACUCUGUGGAUCAGAUCAGCACUAAAGGUCUGACAGAGGGACUCACUCUGUACUACACACCGAGAAUGAAAGAAUACACAGCGUACAUCCUCACCCAGCAGCUCAAACUUUUGAAGGGAUCUGAUGCAUCGUGGAAAAAUGACCAAGAACCACCUAAAGAGGCUUUAGAUUACAGUGAUGAUGAGAAGGAGCAUGAAGCGAAAAGGAAAACAAAAAACUCCAGGAAGAAGAAGGACAACAACACUGCAGAUAACUCUGACCACAGUACCCAGAACACCUUGCAACAGCAGCAUGGCGAAAGGGGUUUCCCUCCCAGACACGCAGGGGCUCCAUUCAGGCACCAGAACCCAAGACACAAACAACCACCUUUCAAACACUCACACACACCACCUAGACACAUGCACCCGCCACCUAGACACACACACGCCCCUCCCAUGUACCUCCCCCCUCCGUGCCCUUACCCCCCUCCACCUCCUCACCACUUUCCCCCACCCAACUUCCCUCUCUACCCUCCUCCUCCUCCCUCUUUCUUCAACCCUUCCUUCUCAUCUCCUCUGUGGCCUCCUAACUCUAUCCCCUUCUCUAACCUCCCCCCUCCUCCUCCCCCACCUCCCCCUCCUCAGUGACAGCCAAAACACCCUCUGAACAUGUAGUGAUGUGAAAAUUUAAAAACAUUCUUUAAAGAGCAGACGAGGCAAUCUGACGCCUGGGACUAACUUCACUCCCUGCCACUACUGUGAUUUCAUUUUUUAACUUUAAUUUUUAAGAUAUCAGUUAUUUGAUUUGUAUUCAACACCUCUGAAAACAUUUUUGACAUCUUCAGACCCUCAUCAGAGAAAAUAGUUGCUUGUUAAAGUGUCCGCCCUCAGCCCUCAAAUACCGCUGUGUCUUAUACUGUGUUCUGUUAGCAGUUUACUUCUUGCACCAGCUUCACUUUUGUAGAUUUCUCAGUUGUGUUUUUUUCUCUGCUGCUUUUGUCCCUUUUUUCAUUUUUCCCACCACAUACUAACAAUUGCCAAAAAUGAACAAGACUUCUAUCCAAGCAUUGAUAUGUAUAUUAGUCAGUCCUCUAGCAUCUGUGAUUAGAGCUGCAUCUAUAGCAACAGUCUGCCAUGGAGAAAUAACAGACUGCUGCUAUGUAAUGACGAAUCAGAGUCAAGUAUUUAACACAGCUGUGUAAUGGAUUCCUGUAACACACACUAACACAGAUGAAGUAACUAAUGGAAAAAGUAAUACACCUGUAUAUUACACUCUCACCUGUCCUCCUUUGACAACAUGAGGUAACAGCAUAUUUAAGGACACCUCACUAAAUGUGUGUAUUUGAUCAAUAAAACCACGCUGAAGAAUAUGAUUAUGUUCACCCUUUACACCAAAAUGAGUGUGUGGAGACAAUCAGCUCAUGGUGCAUUUAGAGCUAAAUGACAGGCGUUCUGUACACUUGUGUUCACAUGAGAUGUGUUAGCAGUAUAUUCACAUCUUACUCUUGUAUUCCCAUUUUAGGGUUUCAAAUAAAUACUUUGGUCUCACAUUACAGUGCACAUGCAAACUUUGCUGAGAUUGCUCUUACACAAGCUGAGCUGUAGAAUGUUUUGUAAGGACAUGCAUUUGUUGUGUAUUGCACUUUUACACCAUUCCUUAAAUGUAUUCGGAUGUGUUGAGGUCCUGUUUUGGUUCUCAGUCCAUCAUGUUGUCCACAGCUGAGAACUUCAGGGACUUCAUGUGCUUUGUCGAACCGAAUGAGCAAGUUUCAUCCUGUUAUCUUUUGCGAUGCUUCACAAACACUCACUAACUUUUUUUUUUCACUGGUUGUGAGUGAGCUUCUGUAACCAGUACUUCGCCCAUUGUCUGAUAUUGUAAUCCACUCUAUAUGUAAAUAUCAGCGUUUUCUUCAUUUGAUGCUGUGCCUAAAUGGGCAAUAAAAGUCUUUGUGUAAGAUAUA